Messenger RNA from Nelumbo nucifera (sacred lotus), 2248 nucleotides. RefSeq names its product ARM repeat superfamily protein. NCBI's taxonomy places the organism in Eukaryota, Viridiplantae, Streptophyta, Magnoliopsida, Proteales, Nelumbonaceae. The record is from RefSeq and is a predicted model, not a curated record. Gene Ontology annotation, cellular component: spliceosomal complex.
AAAAAGCUUUGAUGAACGAUUCGACCAACAAACCCUCUUCAAUCUUCAUACACAGCCCAGGAGAGAAAAACUUCAGUGUCUGAUGGCUUCUUCGUGCUUGUUACUGAGAAACCCUACUCUUCCUUCAAAACCGUAGAUCUCGAAACCCUAAACCUCUUACUACCUCUGCUCUAAACCUUGUCUCGCCCGAGAUCUUAGAAUUAGGGUCUUCUCUUCCUGGUUGGUCUCUACUAAGCAUGGAACACGGUAACCCACACAACCACGCUCCCAAGCGCAAAAGAGACGAUCCCUCCGACGAAUUCGACCCUCCCGUCGAGAAUGGCGUCGGUACCGGCGUUGACCUCUCCCUCCUCGAGGCCGUCGAGAAGUCACAGAGCUCUGUCGAAGUUCUCGACCUCCGAACCCUAAAGAAGCUCGUUUUAUCCUUCGAACGCCGCCUCCGCGACAACCUUGAAGCUCGGUUGAAAUACCCGGACCAACCUGACAAGUUCGCCGAUUCUGAAAUCGAACUUCACGAGGAGAUCGAAAAGCUCAAAGUCCUCGCUGGCGGUCCGGAGCUCUACCCGGAGCUCGUGAACCUCAACACAAUUCCUUCCAUUCUGGGCCUGUUGAGCCACGAUAACACCGACAUUGCUAUCGACGUUGUUGGGUUGCUCCAGGACCUUACCGACGAAGACGUUUUGGAGGACAACGACGAGCCUGCUAGGAUUCUCGUCGACUCUCUGAUUGAAAACAAUGCUCUUGAAUUGCUUGUUCAGAACCUGGGUCGGCUUUCUGAGACGGACCCAGAUGAGAUGACAGCAAUUUACAACACGCUUGCGACGAUUGAAAACAUGAUAGAGGUGAAGCCGGCGGUGGCGGAGCUUGUAUGCGAAAGGACGAAGUUGUUGCGGUGGCUAUUGGGGAAGGUAAAGGUUCGGGAGUUUGACAGUAACAAGCAGUACGCAUCGGAGAUUUUGGCGAUUCUCUUGCAGAAUAGUACUGCCAACCAGAAGAGAUUAGGGCAGAUGAAUGGUGUGGAUGUUGUGCUUCAGGCUGUUGCGCUUUAUAAGUCGAGGGAUCCGAAGAGUUCUGAUGAGGAGGAAAUGGUGGAGAAUCUAUUUGAUUGCUUAUGUUGUUUAUUGAUGCCAUUGGAGAACAAAGAGAAGUUUGUGAAGGCGGAAGGGGUUGAGUUGAUGAUUAUUAUCAUGAAGCAGAAGAAGUUGGCCUAUGGGUCUGCUAUAAGGGCGCUAGAUUUUGCAAUGACGAAGUACCCACCUGCCUGUGAACGGUUUGUGGAUGUUUUGGGGUUGAAAACUGCAUUCGCUGCUUUCAUGGGUAAGAUUCCCGUGAGCAAGAAGAACAAGAAGGAAAGAUACCAAGAGGAGUUGGAAGAGCGAAUUAUUUCACUUAUUGCAUCAUUAUUUGGUGGUAUUUUGAGGGGUUCAAGAAGGGACAGGUUGUUGAGUAAGUUUGUUGAAAAUGAAUGUGAAAAGAUAGACAGGCUUAUGGAACUGUACAUGAGAUAUUCUGAUAGAGUCAAGGCUGAGACUGAACGGCUAAACAAGCUUGAAUUUGAUGAUAUAGAGGUGGAUGAAGAGGAACGCUACAAUCUGAAACUGGAAUCUGGGCUCUACACUCUUCAGUUGAUUGCUGUUAUUCUUGGCCACAUUUGGUCUUCUGAGCAUCCUCGAAUGAGAGCAAGAAUUGAAUUGCUACUUAAGCAGCAACGAUUGACCAGGAAGGAUGUGAAGGAUAUUCUCCAGGAAUAUCAUGACAACAUUGGGGAUCUGGAUGGACCAGAAGAAAAAGAGCGUGCUCAGUCCAAGAUUCAAAAGUUCAUUACAGCCUUUUCAGAAUGAUGAACAACAACACUUUGGUGCCGAAUGUGGAACGACACAUAAAAUGCUUUAAAGCUGUUGACUAUUUUACAUCCAGAUGGAUAAAGGGACAAGAGAAGGACCUGAUGUAUAGAUGACGUAUCAUCGUGUCGGCACUUCUUUUAUUGUCGUUUAUUUCAUUUCCAUCACCAGGUAUUGUAAGCAACUUCUCAAGUAGGAGCUCCGACAUUGAGCGUUACUUGGAAUCAUUAAUCAUAGAAGACAUUUCAUCAUCGGCCACCAUCAUUUAGAGUCGACUUACUUCAUUGAGCCUACUUUGUUUGUUCUGUAGUAGAAUGUAACAUAAAUUUUAUUCUGUAAGAAUACGAUUUUUUUAUGUUUAGGCUUUCUGCAAGGUGAAGUGAAACUGAUAUCCUGUCUUAGUGUGA